Messenger RNA from Galdieria sulphuraria, 933 nucleotides. RefSeq lists its product as uncharacterized. The record is from RefSeq and is a predicted model, not a curated record. Gene Ontology annotation, biological process: cytoplasmic translation. The transcript is spliced from 2 exons. Bases 63 to 707 code for a protein of 214 amino acids. NCBI's taxonomy places the organism in Eukaryota, Rhodophyta, Bangiophyceae, Galdieriales, Galdieriaceae. Gene Ontology annotation, molecular function: protein binding.
UUUAUGGGGUUAUUUGAUUGUAAUUCAAGUCUGCCAUUCCAAGUAAAGAUUAUCCUCGAGUGAUGCAUGUCAAUGACGCACAGCGUGAAGAAAUAGAAGCAUUGGAAGCCAUAUUAGGUGAUGAUUUUUCUUUACAACAAGAUGAGACAACUAGAAGGCCCUUGAUAAAGUUGGACUUCUCAGAAGAGCGUCCUAAAGUUCAAUUUAGUUUGUACUUGUGUCUUCCUCCUUCCUAUCCAGAAGACUCUCCUUCCAUGACUAUUCAGCCUGGUAAGGGUUUUCCGGGAACAUGGCGUUCUCCUUUACUUCAGUUUUUAAAGAAUGAAAUGAACCUUUUGAUGGGAGCUCCUAUGAUUUUCGAACUGUAUAUGAAAACCAAGGAUUGGCUUUUGGAACAGGAGAAGGAAGAUGAAGCGGAAGAUAUCGAUAGAGUUUCUUGUGUAGGGUCGGUUCCAUCUGUGAAUGAGAAUACGAAACUUGAGUCGUCUUUGUUGAUUCACUCCUUGAUAGAAGAGAAGGAGUACGGAACUCCAGUCACAAAGGAAACCUUUGAAAAGUGGCGUCAAAGUUUUUUUCAAGAGUUUGGUUUGUCGUUGAGAAACAAAGAAAGAGAGACUGCUUGGAAACUAACUGGAAGACAACUUUUUGAGGAAAACCGUCUAGUUGAGACAAGUGAAACUUAUGGUUCUUCAGAAGAUGAAGAAUAGUUUCUACCCCGAUAUGGAUAGUUGAACCGAUGUAAUACGUUUUUUUUUGUUUUGCAUUAGAAAUAAUAUUGUUUCAACAGGUUUCAAAGAGAAGAUGUUUAUGAUAGAAUGGAAUGAGAAGAGAGAGAGCAUGCUUAUCAACAAUAUAAUGAAAAUAGGAACCCAUAAAGUAUUUGGAGAGAUAUUCAGUGUUCUUGAUACAAACAUGGACAUAUUCACUUAAUAC